Molecule: messenger RNA, 507 nt
Organism: Habropoda laboriosa
Lineage: Eukaryota; Metazoa; Arthropoda; Insecta; Hymenoptera; Apidae
Exons: 2
Coding region: 31-402 (123 amino acids)
Source: RefSeq, a predicted model, not a curated record
GUGCACAACAUUUAUGGCGAUGGUAAUUGCAUGUUCAGAGCGGUUAGCUAUGUUCUAUGGCAAAAUGAAGACGAGCAUCGAUACCUGCGUUCGAUGGUCGUGCAACACAUCAAAGAAAAUUGGCACGAGUACGGGUCGUUCGUGAUGGCCGAAUGGAACAUAUCCGAUCGUCAAACUUAUGGCAAUUACAUGAACAUGGUGGGCACGUUCGCCAGUGAACUUGAAUGCAUUGUGGCCACAAAAAUCUAUUACAUGAAUCUGUCGAUCUAUCGUGAGAUCCAUGACAGACAUGAACUGAAACGAGUGUUUCACAAUCAUGUCAGUUCGCAAUACAACACAGCCAGGCUUCUAUUCACCGGAAACUCAGACAGCGGCCAUUACGACGUACUCAUUCCUGACUGAUUCCGGACCUUCUUCUUCGAGCAAAAAGAUAUUGUCCGAUGAUUCUGAAUUUUUAUUUCUCUACUUUCGAUCAAUCUGUACUUUGUGAAUCUUCUUAAGUGUAUU